AUGAUCCAUUCCAUCCUGGAAUGGAGGAACUUGCAGGAAUUCGGACCCACAAAGGAAGAGACGGCGGAGAGCGAGGAGCAGGAGAUGGAGGCUUCAGAUCCUGAAGACAGCAAAAGCCUGGACAACCAAGAGGAUGAUGAUGAGGCUGAUGAUGAAGAUGAUGAGGCUGAUGGUGAAGAUGAUGAGGCUGAUGAGUCUUCUGCCUUGGGCUGUGUGAAGAUAAUAGAAGAUGUUGACAUUAAUUUUAACCCCACCGCUUCUAUAAGCUCCCCCCAGCCGUGUCAGAAGAGGCCGUUGCUUGGCCUUGUAGUCACGCCUACCAGAGAGCUGGCCGUACAGGUGAAACAUCACAUUGACGCCGUAGCCAAAUUCACAGGGAUCAGAACCGCAAUCGUGGUUGGUGGGAUGGCCCAACAGAAACAACAGAGACUGUUGAACCGAAGACCGGAGAUCGUUAUAGCAACGCCAGGACGUCUGUGGGAGAUGAUCAGUGAGAAGCAUCCUCAUCUUUCUAACCUGCAGCAGCUCAGCUGUCUUGUUAUCGAUGAAGCGGACAGGAUGGUGGAGAAAGGCCACUACGCCGAGCUAACCCAGCUGCUGGAGAUGCUGAGCGACACUCACUACAAUCCCAAGAGACAAACGUUUGUGUUUUCCGCCACGCUGACCCUCAUCCACCAGGCCCCCAGCCGCCUCCUGCAGAAGAAACACUACAAGAAAAUGGACAAGGAAAGCAAGCUGGAGAGCCUCAUGCAGAAGGUCGGCAUGAAGGGCAAGCCAAAGGUCAUCGAUCUGACCAGGAAGCAGGCCACCGUGGAGACUCUGACCGAAUGCAGAAUAAUUUGCUCCACCGACGAGAAGGACUUCUACCUGUACUACUUCCUGCUGCAGUACGCCGGGCGCACUAUGGUCUUUGCCAACAGCAUCGAUUGUAUCAAAAGGCUGACGUCCCUUCUCACCAUCCUGGACUGCAACCCGCUCCAGCUGCACGCCAACAUGCACCAGAAGCAGAGAUUGAAGAACCUGGAGAGAUUCGCCGAGAGAGAGAGGUGUGUCCUGCUCACCACUGAUGUGGCUGCUCGCGGUUUGGAUAUCCCCAAUAUCCAGCACGUUCUUCAUUACCAGGUCCCGAGGACAUCAGAAACAUACGUGCAUCGCAGCGGCAGAACCGCUCGUGCCUCCAGCGAUGGCCUCACGCUGCUUCUGAUUGGACCAGACGAUAUGAUUAACUACAGGAAAAUCUUCAGGACUCUGGAGAAGAACGACGAGCUUCCCUUUUUCCCCGUUGAGUCCAAAUGCAUGAACGGAAUCAAGGAACGCGUCGACCUGGCCCGACAGAUUGAGAAAAUUGAGUAUUUCAACAGUAAAACAAAGCACCAGAAUUCCUGGAUCCAGCAGGCGGCUGAAGCUUUGGAAAUGGAUAUCGAUGAGGACGAUUUAUUAGGUGGGAAGCCGGAUGAGCAGGAGGACCGAGCGAAGCAGAAAGCCUUGAAAUUCAUGAAGAAGCAACUGAAGAGACUUUUAUCGCAGCCGAUAUUCAGGAACAUCCUGAAAACCAAAUACCCGACCAAGAGCGGCCAGCUCGCCCUCCCCGACCUCCCCAGCACCAGAUCUGAGAGCGCCCUCUAUACCCUCUCCAACCGCAGCAAUAAGGAACCCAAGAAGAAGCUCAGACCCUGA
Nanorana parkeri is the source of this 1677-nucleotide messenger RNA. It is a transcript of the gene DDX24, whose product is annotated as DEAD-box helicase 24. The transcript has 7 exons. Lineage: Eukaryota; Metazoa; Chordata; Amphibia; Anura; Dicroglossidae. Bases 1 to 1677 code for a protein of 558 amino acids. Gene Ontology annotation, cellular component: nucleolus. The record is from RefSeq and is a predicted model, not a curated record. Gene Ontology annotation, molecular function: ATP binding; nucleic acid binding.